Rangifer tarandus platyrhynchus (Svalbard reindeer) is the source of this 405-nucleotide messenger RNA. Lineage: Eukaryota; Metazoa; Chordata; Mammalia; Artiodactyla; Cervidae. The record is from the annotation of a GenBank genome assembly.
AUGGGACUUCCUUUUAGACUCUCUCCAAACCCCCUGUCUCCUCAUGGGGUUGCUUUUUACCCGGUCAAGAGAGCUGAGAGAGGAGUUCUGCCUGUUUCUUGGGUUUGUUUUCCUCUCUCUUUAUCUUUGUCAUCACAGAAACAGAAAAGAACAUGUGGUAAAGCUCUGGAUCAGGCGAAAUUUCUAGAUUCUGCUGCCAAAUGCAUUUCAGGCCAGGGCACUUCUUGCCUUGCCCCCAUCCCAGAGUUCCCCUCUGAGGUUAGCCUUGUCUUCCCUCCCAUCUCCAUCCUCUCAGCCCUCCAGGCAGGGGGAGGGAACUCUCUGCCCAUUCGGGACUCCCUGCAAGAAGGCAGAGGUAGUGAACCCUCCCUGCUGGAAGACUCCAAACCAGGCUUAUCCUGCUAG